Molecule: messenger RNA, 2436 nt
Organism: Benincasa hispida (wax gourd)
Lineage: Eukaryota; Viridiplantae; Streptophyta; Magnoliopsida; Cucurbitales; Cucurbitaceae
Source: RefSeq, a predicted model, not a curated record
AUGAGUUUAACGUCCAAGCUAGACAACACGAGAGAUUAUCCGUCAAGACAUGCAAAGGAGAAGAAAGAGGAGGAUAUGGUAUUCGUGGGAGCUUUUGAAGACGAUGAAAUGGGAAAUGAAGCAAAACGAGGAGGAAACAGAGCUGCUAUGUUUGUUUAUGUGACUGAAGGGCUUGAAAAUAUGGCAUUUGUGUCGGUGGCAUUGAGCCUUGUGACGUAUUUCAGUGGAUACAUGAACUUCAGCUUGACAAAAUCAGUGACCACACUCACUAACUUUAUGGGAACAACGUUUCUUCUCACACUCCUCGGCGGUUUCAUCUCUGAAACUUAUCUCCCGAGAUUCAAGACUUGCGUCCUCUUCGCUUCCUUUGAGCUCAUGGGAUAUUGUCUGCUAACGGCGCAGGCACAUUUCCCGCACCUAAGGCCAGCUCCGUGCAAAGGUGCGGCAGCAAGGAGCGAGUGCGAGGCGGCAGGCAGCGGUCAGGAGGCGAUUCUAUACGUGGGAUUAUACCUGAUAGCACUGGGAACGAGUGGCGUGAAAGCGGCACUGCCAGCGUUGGGGGCGGAUCAAUUCGACGACAGAGAUCCGGCCGAGGCGGCGAAGGUGUCGAGCUUUUUCAAUUGGUUCCUGUUCAGCCUGACGAUAGGGUCAAUUGUGGGAGUGACAUUGAUAGUGUGGAUAAACACAGAGGUGGGUUGGGACUGGGCGUUUGUGGUUUGCAGCAUUGCAAUUCUUGUCGCCGUUGUUGUUGUGUUUGCAGGCAAGUCGUUUUAUCGCAAUAAUGUGCCUAAAGGAAGCCCCAUUCUUAGACUUCUACAGGUCUUUGUAGCUUCAAUCCGGAACAGAAAACUUCCACUUCCAGAGAAUGUUAAUGAACUACAUGAGAUUCGUGACAAAGAAGCUGCAAUCCCACAUGAAAUCCUUGAGAAAACUGAUCAAUUCAGAUUCUUAGAUAGAGCAGCCAUUGUAAGGAAUGAUACAAAUGCAUCAAUGUCGGCAAAUCAGCCAGGGCCAUGGAGACUCUGCACAGUAACACAGGUCGAAGAAACAAAGAUACUAAUUAGAAUGCUUCCAAUUAUAGUCAGCACCAUUUUCAUGGCCACCUGCAUGGCUCAACUCCAAACAUUCUCCAUUCAACAAAGCAUAACUAUGGAUUGCCAGUUCCUCGGAUUCAAAAUUCCAGGCCCUUCCGUCCCCGUCAUUCCCUUGCUUUUCAUGAUCUUCUUUAUCCCCUUUUACGAGCAUGUUUUCGUUCCUCUUGCUCGUAAAAUUACCGGGAUUCCCACAGGAAUUCGGCACCUCCAAAGGAUCGGCAUUGGACUGGUAAUCACUACUGCAUCGAUUGCCAUUGCCGCAGUCGUGGAGACUCGCCGCAAAAAUAUUGCAAUCAAACACAAUAUGGUGGAUAGUGAGGAGCCCUUGCCAAUGACCGUUUUCUGGUUGGGAUUUCAGUUUUGCGUAUUUGGAAUGGGCGAUAUAUUCACUCUCGUGGGACUGCUGGAAUUCUUUUAUGCAGAGAGCUCAGCAGGAAUGAAAUCCCUGAGCACAGCCAUCGCUUGGUGUUCGAUUGCAUUCGGGUACUUCACAAGUACAGUGGUGGUUGAGGUGGUGAACAAGGCGAGCGGAGGGUGGCUGGCAAGCAACAAUCUCAAUAGAGACAACUUGGACUAUUUCUACUGGUUACUGUCAGUGUUGAGUGUGCUAAAUUUUGGGUUUUAUUUGGUUUGUGCUUCUUGGUAUACAUAUAAGAAUGUUGGGGUCCUUCAAAAUGAUGCAAUGGAAGAAAAGGUUGACAUAGCAAGGGGUAUAUAGGAACAUGUUUGGUUGCCGUUAAGGCCCUAAAUCUAAUGUUUCCUGGUAAAUUGUUUUAUAAAUCCUUGUGAUACGUUCCUUCUCAUCCCGUCUACUAAAAUGAUAUUCGUGGAAUCCAAAAUAUUCUUUAUAUAUUAAAAAAAAACACUUCAAAAUGAUUAAAAAAAAAUAAAACCAACUAAUUCUGCUCUGCUAAUGCUACCAUUGACAAUCAUAUCAUCUAAAGGAACACAGAAUACCAAUUAUCUGAAGCCUCUGAAUUCAAAUACACAGAUUCCAUCUAUAAAAUUACAGGAAAGUGAGAACAUGGAGAGAUGGAGGAUGGCUAAAGCUGAGAAACCACAGCAUAAAACACACAGAAAAUAGACACCAUGAAAUUUGUUCAUUACUAAGAUACAUUUGUUGCGGCCAUAUAUGUGCACAAUGGCCAAGACAAUACAGCAAGCUGAAGGUGAAUGAUGAUCAUCCCUAGCCUGUUCGACAUUCCCUUGAAGGCAGGAACACGUAAACCCUUCAAAAAAUUGAGAACUUUGGUUCCGGAAUUAGUUGGGGGCCAAAAGAUCGGUUCCCCUCUACUUUUUCCUUCCAUUUCUUCUCUUUUGUUUUCUUUUUUUCAUUUUUUUU